Molecule: messenger RNA, 1084 nt
Organism: Phaethon lepturus (White-tailed tropicbird)
Lineage: Eukaryota; Metazoa; Chordata; Aves; Phaethontiformes; Phaethontidae
Gene: UBE2Z
Product: ubiquitin-conjugating enzyme E2Z
Exons: 6
Coding region: 13-753 (246 amino acids)
Biological process (GO): negative regulation of apoptotic process
Cellular component (GO): nucleus
Molecular function (GO): cysteine-type endopeptidase inhibitor activity; ubiquitin conjugating enzyme activity
Source: RefSeq, a predicted model, not a curated record
UUCAGGGAUAUCAUGUCCAUUUACAAGGAACCGCCCCCGGGAAUGUUUGUUGUGCCUGAUCCCCACGACAUGACCAAGAUUCAUGCAUUGAUCACAGGCCCAUUUGACACGCCUUAUGAAGGGGGUUUCUUCUUGUUCCUGUUUCGCUGUCCUCCAGAUUAUCCCAUCCACCCACCAAGGGUCAAACUGAUGACAACGGGAAAUAACACAGUGAGGUUUAACCCCAACUUCUACCGCAAUGGGAAAGUCUGCCUGAGUAUUCUAGGCACUUGGACCGGGCCUGCAUGGAGCCCAGCACAGAGUAUUUCUUCAGUCCUCAUCUCCAUCCAGUCUCUGAUGACUGAGAACCCCUAUCACAAUGAACCAGGCUUUGAGCAGGAGAGGCACCCUGGGGACAGCAAGAACUAUAACGAGUGCAUUCGGCAUGAGACCAUUCGGGUAGCAGUGUGUGACAUGCUGGAAGGAAAGUGUCCCUGUCCUGAGCCAUUAAGGGGUGUAAUGGAGAAAUCCUUCAUGGAAUACUACGACUUCUAUGAAGGGGUGUGUAAAGAGAGACUUUAUCUCCAAGGACAGACGAUGCAGGAUCCUUUUGGUGAAAAACGAGGCCACUUCGACUAUCAGUCCUUAUUAGUGCGUUUGCAAGGAAUUCGACAGAAGGUGCAAGAGAAACACCAGCAGGAGAAUACAGAAAUAGACUCUGAGAGCAGCUCCUCCGAGACAGAGACAGACACUCAAGGUUGCUCUAAAGCUUAGAGCUGCAUUAACAGUGGAGAGGCCAAGCCGUGGGGAUGUUCUGUCUUCACACUCUAUAGAGUACCCCUGACAGACUCGACAACCAAACCAAUGCCAGAGCGGAGAAGACUCCGGGACAUCUUCUGUCUCCUUUUACUGCUCUGGUGGAUAAUGCUGAACGAGAAGACUUCAUGCUAGACAAAGCCAAGCUUGUGACAGGCUACUCUUAAAAGGUACUUAACUAUGCUAGAAAGCCAGAGCAUGUGGCAUCAGGUUAUUUUUUGGAAACACCUACACUGGUUGGGUUUUUCUUUUUUUCCUCCAUUUGAUUAAAGAAUGAGAUUUAGAUUGC